Molecule: messenger RNA, 929 nt
Organism: Gymnogyps californianus (California condor)
Lineage: Eukaryota; Metazoa; Chordata; Aves; Accipitriformes; Cathartidae
Gene: DDIT3
Product: DNA damage inducible transcript 3
Exons: 4
Coding region: 131-688 (185 amino acids)
Biological process (GO): positive regulation of intrinsic apoptotic signaling pathway; intrinsic apoptotic signaling pathway in response to endoplasmic reticulum stress; ER overload response
Cellular component (GO): CHOP-ATF4 complex; cytoplasm; CHOP-ATF3 complex
Molecular function (GO): transcription factor binding; RNA polymerase II cis-regulatory region sequence-specific DNA binding; protein heterodimerization activity
Source: RefSeq, a predicted model, not a curated record
GAUGAGCUGGGGGCAGCGCUCGGGCCGGAGCCGCGGGGAGCCGGGGCCGCCCAGGAAGGCAUCCAGGAGAAAGUGCGUCCUUGUCGACCACCACACCUGAGAGCAGCCCCGCACUGGCCCAGAGGUGACAAUGGCAGCUGAGGGGCUGCCUGCUGGGGGACCCACCAGCACCCUGCCCAGCUGGGAGCUGGAGGCCUGGUACCAGGACCUACAGGAGGUGCUGGCAGCAGCAGAGGGCAGUGGGCCCUCCCCACCCUGGGGGGCUGAGCAGGCAGAGCUGGCUCCGCUGUGGGGCAUGGAGGGGGCUGGUGGUGGUCCAGAGGGCUGCGAGCUGGACGCUGCCCUGGCUGCUGAGCUGCUGGAGCUGCUGGGGCCAGAGAGCACAGCUGGCACAGAGCCAGCAGGACCGCCAGGCUCAGCCUCCAGCAGGAGCUCCCCACCCCGGCUGGGCACAGAGGAGGAUGAGGCAGGGGCAGCUACAGGGCGUGGGGUGAAGAGGAAGAGGUGCAGUGGCAUGGUGGCAAGCAGGGACCGGGCCAAGCACCAGGAGCGGGCCAACGAGCAGCGGGUGCUGGAGCUGACAGCCCACAAUGAGCAGCUCCGGGAAGAGAUCCAGCGGCUCAGCAUGGAGGUGGAGCGCACACGAGCAGCCCUCAUCGACCGCAUUGUGAACCUUCGCCGGGCUUAGGUGCCAAUGCUGCUCCACAGCCAGUGGGGCAAGGACUCCGCUGCCCCUGCGGACCUGGAGGGCAGCCAUGAACUGGAGGAGCACUACCCCACUAGCACAGACUGAUGCUGUGGGGAGGGCACUGCUUCCAUACACGAUUGUAUACUUUUUGCAUUUUAUUACACUCAUAACCACCAGCCAGCACAACCCAGUCUCGUCUCUGGGUAGUGCUGGGGCUACUUCUUUCGCUUCCCCUUGGGCA